AUGGCAAUCGUUCACUUGUUUUCUGAACACAGCACGUAUGGGAGAGAGACCAACCACAACAAGCCAUUGGACAUCUACACGCUGGCCAAUGACUUCCAAUUGCAGCGACACGCCCUUGACAACAUCGCAUUAGGGAAGCCAACGAAUCAGAGUACAACAUGGCGGGAGUUUGUUCCUGAUUACGCAGUGGACGGACAGACCGGUCAGCGUCUGUUUGUGGACAAGUGCACUCACACUUUGGACACAGGCGAGUACCAGCCGUGGUGGGAGGUGGACCUGACUGCGGACUAUAUGGUGGACAGUUUGAGGAUCACCAACAGGGUCGACUGCUGCGCUCAAAGAUUGGCCAAUUUCAAUGUGAGUGUUGGCCACGUUGUUGGUGGACAUUACCAGCUCUGUUUCUUCCAUCAAGGAAAGUACGGCAAAACCACCAAGUCGAUCUCCUGCAGUCCUAACACUGUCGGACGCUAUCUGAGGAUUCAGCUGACAGGGUUUGAACGACUUACACUGUGCGAGGUGGAGGUGUACGGGACUCUCGCAACAUUUUCAUCAACGCUUUCAAGCCCUUUGUUGUCAUCUUAUCCGACAUCAUCAACGGCAAAUGAUCAAGCGAUCAGUUCACACGGGUUGUUGGCGACGUCAGAGAUAUUGCAGACAGAUAUGGCUGGCACUGACAUCACCACGUCGGGAAUCCCCACCCUUUAUGGCUUCAGUCUCUCCACCCUACACGACAUGAGUCUCUCCGUCCUAGAUGACAGCAGUCUGUCCAUCCUAGAUGACAGCAGCUUUUCCAUCACGGACGCGCUGGAUGCUACACAAACCAGUAUACAACUGAGUUCCGGACCACGCCAUAAUACCACAGCGAACACAAGCCCAAUAACCUCGCAAGUACCGGACAUGACGUCACUGCCACGCAGCCAUGUUACAGCUACAGAGUUGUCUAGCUUUCAGAGCAGCCAUUUCCAAACCAGCUACCCAGCGACGUCAAUGACGGCUUCUGGAGAUACAUUUAGUACUGCAGCUAUACCUUCGUCAUCCACUACUACGCCAGACUCGUCGGUGACCACUGCGGGACUCUGUCGGUGCCGAUGCCAGACGUUCAUCCCGCACGACCGUGAAUUACUGGCCGAACUGAGCACUGCGAUCAAACAGAAGUUGAUCAUCCCAGCAACGAAUACUUCCAGUUACAUUCGGAAAAAACGUAGCGCAGUGAACAAGAAACCAAGCGCCAAGUAUAUUGGCCUGUUCGGCAUCAUUAUAAUUUCGUUUGUGUCUGGUUUAGUCGUUCUGCCAGACCUAAUUAGCGUGUUUCGAUUUGUGUGCAUGUCCCACGGAAGGAACAGAUCACAAGAUGUAUAACAACAUCUUGGUGUAAUAGGUGAUCAUUUGUAGGUGUCAACGUCUUGAUUAUCAGGAGCACGAGAUUUAAAUGUUAAUGCCCAUUCCUUCAUACUUUCGGAGAAUAUUCGCCUUCAUCGCGUGGCCUUGGUGGACCUGAACCACGUGACCUUGGUGGACCUGAACCACGUGACCCUGAUGGACCUGAACCACAUGACCCUAAUGGAGCACGAAUAUAUUCCGAAACGUCGUGUUCCUGAUAAUAAAGAUGUUGACAUCCAUAACUGGUCACCUUUUCUGUGUAUCACUCCUGAAUGCCAUCCAAAAACAUCUUGAUGUGUAACAACGUCUAAGUGACUAGCGUCACACACGACAGGUUAUCCCUUCCGGUCUCUCACUAGUGUUAGUGCUGUCUGUUCCAGAAUCAUACUGAAUACUCAUGAACCAUCCAUUGUACGAAUAUCCACGUCCCGAUUAGCAAAUGUUAGCAUGUGUUCACGAAUCACUAUGAAAUAAUCAUGAUGUAGAUUUUCACUCCAAAGAUGUUUGUAUCUUGCCCCACCGUUGACAUCUAAUAAAACGCACACACACCAACGCAUGGUAAAAGUUAAAAUGAGGAAUUGCAUCUGAAAUGGGUUUUGUCACUGAAGCGUCAAGACUGGAAGUGUCCUCCUCCUAUCUACUCUACAUGGUUGUAACUGUGGUCCAACAAUUUGGGAACCGAUGAGUUUGUGCAGUGGUAUGAUUGUACACUCGUUUUAAUAAACAUUGUAUCCAUCUGGAGAAUUGGUUCCGGGAUUUCGGAGAGUAAAAGCCACUGGGUUUUCCUACAAUCUACAAUGAGGACCUAUCUACACGGUGGAGGUACCAUGGCAUGCAAUGAGCAGCCUCACAGAGCCUUUGCCACGUGAUGCAGUGUUAUGGUUUUACUCCACGAGGUAUUCAAGACCGGUUCUGGCAAUAGGGAAUACCGGGAACAAGAUCCCGAAUGAAAUGUGUACGAAGCUUUGUCUUGAAGACAUGACAAGUCGGCCUGUUCAGAGACAAGAUAUGGGAGUGAACCUUCGCCCAAGACAAACCUAUUUCGAUGAUGACGUUUUUAAUAGUAUAACAAAUUCUAAAAGAAAACAAUGUUUGUGUUGUGUUUAUAAAAUGAAAAAAGCUUAUCAUCUCCUCCUGUUUGUACCAGAGGCCCUCUGAUGUGGUCGGCAUCUGCCUCCAUCUUCCUGACCUGUAUAUGGAGUGUAAUAUAUGGAUCUGAUCAUCCACUAUUCUGACAGACAAUGUGUGUCGAUAUAUCGAGCACUAGUAAGCCACACCAGAACGUUUAAGACUGCUUACAAUCCGAUGUGAUCAUUAUAGUCAAUAACGUAUGGCGCUGGAAUGUCUCUGUUCAUUGUUCACCCAUUCGCGACUCACUUUCAGAAGAUACUUGAUGUAUUUACCUUGUUGAAGACUAGGGCAAACGGGUGUCCUAAUUCCACAGUGUUUUUUAUUGUUUGUGUACUACUAAAGCUGGCAAAGUGUUUGAACAUGUACUAGUAAUACGUGUACUAGUAAUACAUGUACUAGUAAUACGUGUACUAGUUGCUCUGCUGGAAUAUUUCUAACCUGAGGCGAGUUGUAUAUCCUUAACCCUGACAUUCCACCAGGUGUUUACCAGUGACGGCGUCCUGUAGACAGCCAUGUCAGAUAUUGCCAUGUUCAUUGUACCUUUUGUAACGUAUUAUUAGUAUAUGUCAAUGAUGUAAAAAAACAACCACAUCAUAACUUUCAUUUUCUUAUGCAUGUUAAAGUUAUUAAAUGUGAGUUUUGGAACCUACAUGAUCAUAUUAUCGUAA
Molecule: messenger RNA, 3179 nt
Organism: Haliotis rubra (blacklip abalone)
Lineage: Eukaryota; Metazoa; Mollusca; Gastropoda; Lepetellida; Haliotidae
Exons: 4
Coding region: 1-1359 (452 amino acids)
Source: RefSeq, a predicted model, not a curated record